Molecule: messenger RNA, 319 nt
Organism: Oppiella nova
Lineage: Eukaryota; Metazoa; Arthropoda; Arachnida; Sarcoptiformes; Oppiidae
Source: the annotation of a GenBank genome assembly
CGACGAUAUAAAUAAUAUGCCAUCGCAUACACUGGUGGACAACGUGUACUUAUUCGGAGUAUUGACAGCAUUUGUGUCCGUAAUAUUGAUGUCCAUAUCAAUGAUAAUCAUUAGGAAAGUUAAAGACACUAAUUAUGCAAUCCUCACAUUUUACUUCGCAUGGGUUGCCUUAUUGGAAACUGGUUUACUAACGGCGCUACUCAACGACUACACCCUUCCCACCACUUCUACCGAAUGGAUAUCGAUGGCAGGGAUGGCUAUAUUCGCGGCCAUCAGUCGAUUCUGUCUGAUAAUAGCCCUCCAGAAAGAGGACGCCCUU